CAAAUGCUAGGCGCCUACUGUGUUCAUCCACCUUUCCUUCUCCAUAUAUAAACAACCCCACUCCUUCACCCUUUCGCCUCAUCCUCAUUCUUCGCCACACCCCUAAAGUAACAAACAAAUAUAAACCCCAAAAGAGAGAGAGAGAAAAGGGAAAAGAAAAGAGAAGAGAAGGUUUUCUUCUUUUUUACUGUCGAGUAAGUGAUUAAAGAUGGAAGCAGUGAAUGGAUGCUCAUCUUCUACAUCAUCAUCUGAUGCAUCUUCUUCGGAUUCGUAUUUAUCUGCAAGGGGUUCAAACAGAGCUGAGAAGAUCAAAGGUCCUUGGAGUGCUGAGGAAGAUAGGAUUUUGACUCGACUUGUUGAGAGAUAUGGGCCUAGAAACUGGUCUUUGAUUAGCCGAUAUAUAAAGGGUCGAUCAGGGAAAUCUUGCAGGCUUAGAUGGUGUAACCAGCUUAGCCCCAAUGUUGAGCACCGUCCGUUUUCCCAAGCUGAGGAUGAUACCAUCUUGGCCGCUCAUGCUCGGUAUGGUAACAGGUGGGCCACCAUUGCUAGAUUGCUGCCGGGAAGGACUGAUAAUGCUGUGAAAAACCAUUGGAACUCGACGUUGAAGAGGAGGGCAAGGGAAGGGCAACAUCAUCAUCAACAGCAACAGCAACAAGAACAUCAGCAACAGAUCUUACGGGUUACUCAUCAGCCAAUGGAUGGUGGCGAUCAUUGUGCAUUGGGAUCUACGGAAGUGAUGAUAGAAGAGGAAGCGUUGACGGCGUUGACUCUAGCGCCGCCUGGUAGUGGUGUUAGUAGUAGAAGUGCGGUGGUUGUGGCGGAGAGGAGGAGAGAGGAAAGGGUGCCGGCGGAGUUUUGGGAUGUGAUGAGAGAUGUGAUAGCAAGAGAGGUUAGAGAAUAUAUGAGCUCCACGUUAUCAGCUGAGACAUCAGCGUUUCAUUAAGACCAAAAGAGAAAAAGGCUAAUUAAGAUUAAGCCAAUGUGUUUUAUGUUUUUUAUGGUCUAGUUUGGGGGGAGGUUUUCCAUUUGUCUUGGUGUUAAUAUGGGUGAUCUUUGUUUCUUUUCCUUGGUUCUUUAAAGGGCAAAAGAACUUUGAACAAAUGUCAGAUUUCAUGAAUGAAUAUGGCCUGUGCUCCAGGCAUUAAACUAA
Messenger RNA from Gossypium raimondii (Peruvian cotton), 1150 nucleotides. RefSeq names its product transcription factor MYB56-like. Lineage: Eukaryota; Viridiplantae; Streptophyta; Magnoliopsida; Malvales; Malvaceae. The coding region runs from base 209 to 943 and encodes 244 amino acids. The record is from RefSeq and is a predicted model, not a curated record. The transcript has a single exon.